This is a messenger RNA of Quercus robur (English oak), 1260 nucleotides long. Its product is annotated as F-box protein At5g07610-like. Bases 1 to 1260 code for a protein of 419 amino acids. Lineage: Eukaryota; Viridiplantae; Streptophyta; Magnoliopsida; Fagales; Fagaceae. Gene Ontology annotation, molecular function: protein binding. The transcript has a single exon. The record is from RefSeq and is a predicted model, not a curated record.
AUGGAUGAUGUGCUAUGCUCUCGCAAACUUAGACGCCCAUGCUCUCCUCCUCUGUCAAUAGAUGAUCUACCUGGAUGUAUGUUGAUGGAAAUCCUGAUCCGGCUGCCUCUGAAAUCUUUAUUUCUAUGCAAAUGCGUCUCAAAGCAAUGGUGCACUCUAAUCUCUGCUCCUUCUUUCGCUGGCUUUGUUAAUAGGUUCCAUGCUUCUUCAAAUUCAAUAUUGCAACGACCCUUUUCCUUGCUCUUCCACUACCACAACAACGAGCAUAAAAUGAAGCUCCUCGUGGCAUCCGAGGUGCCCGGAUUCAAAUCUCUAGCUUCUUCAAUAAAUCAAUGCGAUAAUGACAAUGUUGACGACACUGUUAUUCAAGCUUCGUGUCAUGACUUGCUCUUGUGCACCAAAAACGUGGUCAGUGAUGAUGCGGGGUCUAGUUCUAUGAUUGUGUAUAAUGUGAUAAAUCCAAUUACUGGGAAAUCAGUGUCGCUUCCUCCCCUUCGUCACAGUAGAAGAGCUCGAAUCGGCUUCAUCUACAGAUUCAAUGACAAUGGUAUUAAUGAUCAUAAGCAGCAACAGGUCAGUUAUAGGGUGAUGCGCAUUCCUGAAUUCAAAGGCAAGUCCACAAAAUUCAAGGUAGAUAUAUUCUCAUCCGACACAGGCAAAUGGAGCAAAUCGGUGGUGUUGUGCCCACAGGGAUUUUGGUUGGGAAUCUUUACCUUUGUUGGUGUUCCUUAUAAUGGUUUACUUUUCUGGUGGAGUUUGAAUGAACGGCUUGUCGGGUUCGAUCCCUACACUAGCAAAUGCUGCAGAGUCUUUGACAAACCGGUAGAAUUGGAGCCAUCCCGAGUUGAACGUCUUGGAGUGUGUCAUGGUGCCUUGAGAAUAUGCCAACUUUUAGGCUAUCCUUAUAAUUUUGCUCAUCCCAAGUUACGAGUUUGGGAGCUCAAGGAUUAUGACAAAGGAGGCAAAUGGUGUUUGGAGCACGAGGUGUAUUUCAACCAAAUGGUUUCCAAAAAAUCUCCUUGGCUCACAAAAUACAUGACUAAUAGAAUUCUUUAUGUGGUAGUGCUAGCUUAUCAUCCGUAUGACAGGGAUAUUGUGUAUGUGAAGAUUCAAAAUAAGGUUGUAUCAUGCAACAUGAAGAGAAAAAUACUCGAAGUAGUAUGUGAUAUUCCGCUGACUCACUUGUUUUACAAUGGCUGUAAUGUCUUCAACUUUGUGCUCCCUUGUUGGCCAACUCCCAUUCCUUCUUCUCCCUCGUAG